Messenger RNA from Python bivittatus (Burmese python), 1219 nucleotides. The record is from RefSeq and is a predicted model, not a curated record. Lineage: Eukaryota; Metazoa; Chordata; Lepidosauria; Squamata; Pythonidae.
GCCCCGGAGCAGGUGGCUCCCGGGCAGGGGCGAGGAGUGAGCAAACAUGGAACGGGCCGGGCUUCCCUGGGCGGCUCCUCUUCCUGUGGCGGCGGGCAGUCUCCUUCUCUCCUCUCGUCCUCCCAGCCCCUUCCCGCAAUGUCGGGCCACACCACCAACUUGCGGGUCAAGCUGCCCCUGCUCUGCGCGUCCCUGCAGCUCUCGACCGUCCUCCUGUUCGCGUUGUUCGUCCGGUAUGACAGCCAGACCAGCCCCAAGCUGUGGCCCGAGGAGAUGCAGCUGCAGAGCAAAGGCCAUCUGGACAACGAGUUCUACCCCCGCUACCCCAGCUUCCAAGACGUCCACGUCAUGAUUUUCCUCGGCUUUGGCUUUCUGAUGACCUUCCUGAAACGCUACAGCUUCGGCGGUGUGGCCUUCAAUUUCCUGAUCGCUGCCUUUGCCCUCCAGUGGUCUGUCCUCAUCCAGGGCUUUUUCCACGCCUUUCACAACGGCAAAAUCCACGUGGGAAUAGAAAGCAUGAUCAACGCCGACUUCUGCGCUGGGUCCGUCCUCAUCUCCUUCGGAGCACUGCUGGGCAAGACGAGCCCCGUUCAGCUGCUACUGAUGGCCGGGCUGGAAGUCACUCUCUUUGGCGUCAACGAAUACAUCUUGCUGAAUGUCCUUCAGGUAAAGGAUGCUGGGGGCUCUAUGACCAUCCAUGCAUUUGGGGCCUACUUCGGACUGAUGGUGUCCCGGGUCCUUUUCCGACCCCACCUGGACAAGAGCAGGCCGCGGGAAGGCUCCACCUACCAUUCCGACCUCUUUGCUAUGAUUGGAACGCUCUUCCUGUGGGUCUUCUGGCCAAGCUUCAACUCGGCUGUGACAGCCCACGGUGACACCCAGCAGCGGACGGUGAUGAACACCUACUUCUCCUUGGCCUCCAGCGCCCUCGCCACCUUCGCCGCCUCUGCCCUGGUGAAGCGGGGAGGCCGGCUGGACAUGGUGAGGAAGCCCCUCGGUCCGUGGGGAAAGGGCCCCCCCUCCUCUCCACUGUUAGCUGAGUGAGGGGCCAGGUUGAUGCCCCCCGCUGUUGGACAGCAGGACUGCUGACACCAAAGCCAGCCUGCCCUUGUGGCCUUGCCGGAUUCUGCAGCGGCUCCCCUGGUUUAAAAGCUGAGGGAGGGUCUUUCCUGCUGUGCUUUACAGGUCAUUAGGAGCCGCUGCAGAGACCCCAGGCAAG